Molecule: messenger RNA, 2189 nt
Organism: Anopheles bellator
Lineage: Eukaryota; Metazoa; Arthropoda; Insecta; Diptera; Culicidae
Product: transmembrane protein 209
Exons: 5
Coding region: 89-1705 (538 amino acids)
Cellular component (GO): membrane
Source: RefSeq, a predicted model, not a curated record
AGCUGGGUAGCGGCGGUACAAAGUUUCUCUUUGCCGGCGUGCUGUUUUGCCCUAAAAUUAACAUUUUCGAUCUCGUGCCGAAAUUAAGAUGCUCAGCAGGCCCGGAUCACCGGGGCAGCGAAGUCCCAUCGUCUCGGGUACGCUGACGCUAAAUUUGAACAAAAAACGGUCCAAGGAAUGGCUGUGCUGGGGCACCAUGAACGUACUGUUGCUCUCGGUGCUGCUGUUCGACAUUUCCAACAAGUGUCCGUACUCGUUUUCGCGUUGGUACUACAUCGAGUACGCGGCAGCCGCUAUACUGGCCUGCAGCAUGACCUAUUACUACGCGCAGUAUUUCUUCUACCUUUUUGGUACGGAACCCAUAAAGGGCACCGAGCAGCAGCGUCAAAUGCUGCAGGUAGCUUCGGACGACAAUUCCUUUAUCACGACGCCACCGCAAAAGAAAAAACCCACCAGCGCGGAAGCUUCGCCCGUGACCGUUUCCACGUCACUGUUGUACUCACUGAACAAAUCGGCGGAUCAUGCGGUGACUCCGCCACCGGGCUGGGUAAACAACCGUCGCACCAGUUCACCACCCCGGCAGCAGCAGUCACCACAGGAUCGGAACUGUUCGUUCGAGACCCAAACGCAAAAUGUUACCGCCGGAUCGGGCAUGUUUUCAACCACCUUGCGAAAGCUGGCCAUUCCGAGUGACACCAUCGUCGAUGAGCAACAGUUGGACAGUUUUUUAACUAAGGAGGGCUCACUGGACAAAAUGAGUAAUUCGUAUAAAGAACAUAUGAACAUCUCCGAUGCGUUGAUGAAUUCUUUUUACGGCCGGUCGCAGAUGUACGACAUGGCCACUUUGCUGAAAAACUCCGUGUACCAGCUUUCGUCGUCGGUCACACCGAGCAAACAGCUGGCCAAGGAGCAUGAAACGGGCGCGUACAACGCCUUCAUGGACGGCAGCCCGGAAGGGUUGAAGAAAGUGUCGACCACGCAGCUGUCCAACUACGUCGGUAACCUGCGGAUGUGGAUAUCGCUCACGAUUCUACAGCGCAUCGAAGAAGAGGUUAACCUUGCGGACCAAGCGUUCAAGAGUCGCGGCUUUGCCGACAUUCAGAUCGGAGCCAUCGGGUUGGAGCGAUUGAAGAAGACGGCCGAGAAUCAGCAGCUCGUUUCCCUGUACAUACCCCGGUUGCCUUUGUUGAUUCCGUUCCUGGAAAUGAGCACCAAUCAGGAGUACCUGGUGCAGCGUAUAAAAGAUCUUUCGAAGGGUAGCUGCAUAGCGGACUAUCGCUGGAACUCGGGUGCCAGCUACAAGGGUCUUUCCUGGGACGAACACCUUCCGACUGAUUCCGCAAUCAUCUUCCAUCUGUUUUGCACGUACUUGGACAGUCAAUUGCGUCCACUACCGCAGCCCGGUGGCCGUCCCUUCUACAACCGGUACGUAGUGGUGGGCGACAAGAAAUCCUCCAAAGAAACGUUGGCCGAGGUGAGCGGGAAAAACAAGGCGAAAUGCGCCAUCCUCUGUACCAAUCCGAUGAAACCGAAGCUGAAUUUUGUUUCGGAUGAUAAAAUCCAUAGCUGCGCUUACGAUCGAAAUAAUCUGUUCUACGUCAUCAUUCAAUUUUUAAUCUACAUGAAAACACACCACGAAAGCUCGCUGGAAGGUAUCAAUCUGGGACGGAGUGGAAUCAAUAUACUCUGCUGUAUCGAAGACUGACUCUGAACGAAGGGGCUACGACCCGUGAAAACGUUCACAAUGGGUAAUAAACUUUGUAAAGUCGUGUAUUAGCUAUUUGUAAAAUAAUAUGUUACCUUCCGUGCGAUUGCCAUGCGAAGAAGAAGCGCGAACGACUUAACGAAUACGGUCACAUUUCGUUUAUGUCUUUAUUAAAUGUUCAAUAUAGUUUUUGGAAGUUACAUGACACAAUUACGGUAUAAAAUCGCCGCUUCGUAGUUACGUUUUGUAGAGUACUUCUUAAAUUAUCGCUCACACUGCUACUUACGAUGUUCUAACGAAAAGGAAAACUAAAUUUUAGAUGGAAGUUUUCGAGAAUCGUAUUCUGGGGUCAGGAAAUGAUAACAAUGAGGCCUGUUCAGGAACACGCUGUGUUCCACCAUUCAGACCACAAUUCAAUGGACAGUGUAACGUAGAAUAUGCCGCUUCAACCUUUCCACUGCUUACAAGGGUGUUUAUGCUAAUA